AUGUCCAUUGGUAACCUAACAAAGUACAGACCCACGUGGGAUUACUCCAGUGGCAUUUUCUUCACCAUAACUGGCGUCACCACCAUAGGGUAUGGUCACCUCACACCCACGUCCAUGCUAGGACAGACCGUGUGUAUCAUCUACCUGUUGAUUGGUAUACCUCUCAUGGCCAUCUACCUGGCGGGGAUAGGCGGUAAUGUUAGCCAGUUCAUCAAGGCUACCAUGGACAGACAGAUCUGGGUGAAGCACCACUCUACAGUGGACAUCGUUGUGAAGAUGGUCACAGUAAAUGUUCUCAUACUGUCUUUGCUCAUACUCCUCCCAGCAAUUGUGUUCACUUACGUGGAAAAAUGGACCUACGGAGAGUCCGUUUACUACGCAUUUAUCACUCUCACAACUGUAGGAUUCGGAGAUUUUUACCUAGGUCAGAACACUCACAGUGAGUAUGGCGUCAUGUACAAUCUACUGACUGCCGCGUGGAUAGUGGUUGGGCUGGCGGUUAUAGCAACUAUCAUCUCGGAGAUUCUUGCAGUUGUCUCCCCUGAUGUCCACAAAUCAGAAGUAGAGAACACAUCCAAAAGUUCUGUCCUGCCUGCAGACGGUGCAAACGAAACACAGAACAGCCAGGAGUAA
This is a messenger RNA of Liolophura sinensis, 633 nucleotides long. RefSeq names its product potassium channel subfamily K member 16-like. Gene Ontology annotation, molecular function: outward rectifier potassium channel activity; potassium ion leak channel activity. Lineage: Eukaryota; Metazoa; Mollusca; Polyplacophora; Chitonida; Chitonidae. The coding region runs from base 1 to 633 and encodes 210 amino acids. Gene Ontology annotation, biological process: potassium ion transmembrane transport; stabilization of membrane potential. The record is from RefSeq and is a predicted model, not a curated record. The transcript is spliced from 3 exons. Gene Ontology annotation, cellular component: plasma membrane.